Molecule: messenger RNA, 3702 nt
Organism: Daldinia caldariorum
Lineage: Eukaryota; Fungi; Ascomycota; Sordariomycetes; Xylariales; Hypoxylaceae
Product: CNH-domain-containing protein
Exons: 4
Coding region: 1-3702 (1233 amino acids)
Biological process (GO): intracellular signal transduction
Molecular function (GO): guanyl-nucleotide exchange factor activity
Source: RefSeq, a predicted model, not a curated record
AUGGCUGAUUACACAUACGACCAACGGCGAUAUGGCCCGGCCUCGAAUAAUCAGCGAGAUGCCGCAUUCUCCAACAUCUUCGGUUCAGCUCCCCCUCCGGGACGUACUGGGACUAUGACCUCGUCGUCGCAGGGCUACACGCCGAACAUGCAGCCUCAGGAGGGUAGAACCCAAACCAUGUCUUCCGUGUCGAGCAUGCAACACGAUAUGCAGAGACGUCCCCCUCCGCGACCCCAACAGCAAAGGGGUUAUGAAGAGACUGGCCGAACUAGGACCAUGGAUACGAGUAUUGCCAAUGGUUAUUAUCAAAGCCAACGAAACCCGUCUGGAGGUUAUCCCCCUAUGCCAGGACAAUAUGGAAGGGCGCCGCCUGCUCCGGGGCCGAACCAAAGGCCUUAUCCCGGCCCUCCGCCUCAAGGGCAAUCUCGACUCGACCCGAGAGCACCUGCCCAGGGAUAUCCUCCACGAAAUCCAGCUCCUCGAAUGUAUCAAGGAGGACCCGGUUCCGCCCCUGCUAUGCGUGAUGACCCGUAUAGAUCCCAGUCUCUCGCCAGCAUGCCACGACAACCGCUGUACCAGAACCAGACGCCACCUUUUCAAAACCAACCGAACAACUUUCGGACUCCUCCGCAGACUACCAUGUCGUCCCGCACAACCGCACAAGGUCGGGUAGUCCCAGAACGCCACGAUGAUCGAUCGAUGUCCAUGACUGGUUAUCCUCCUGACCGCGAUGCUCACCAGAUGAUGAGCGGCCGAAUAAUUCCCAAUCGUAUGAGGGCGCCCUCAAACGAGACUCCCACGGCGAAUGGACAUACGGCUGGAUACCCCUCGUUUAGCGGACACUCAGCCGCGCCAGGUACCGCAACGAGGACUAUGAGCAUGGCAUCUUCGACUGUUGCCGGAGAUCAUAGUCGCACGAUGUCAAUGGCUAGUACCAUUGUCCCUGAGACUUCCGAGCAAGCUCGACAACAGCUCUCGCAGCAGCAGCAAUCAGCUCACCGGCCAUCCUUGUCGAGAUCAUUCGAGGGUGAGCGACCUCCUACCGCUAAGAUUCGGCCGCCGUUAGUUUACCCUGCCCUUCUCUCGAGAGUCGCCGAAUGCUUCCGCCAAAAGAUCAUCACGGGCGACCGGACGAAGAACGAGUUGACGUACAAAAAUGCGUUCAGCGGUUCCGAGGCCGUUGACGUCCUCUCGUAUAUUAUUAGAACUACAGACAGGAACUUGGCUCUGCUCCUUGGCCGAGCUCUAGAUGCGCAGAAGUUUUUCCACGAUGUUACUUACGAGCACCGAUUACGAGAUUCGUCAUCAGAAAUGUAUCAAUUCAGGGAGAGUCUUAUGGAUGAGCCAGAAGAAAAGCACCCGGUUAAUGGCGUAUUCGUUUUGCUUUCCGAAUGUUACUCUCCUACAUGCACAAGGGACCAACUCUGCUACUCAAUUGCUUGCCCACGAAGAUUAGAACAGGUUUCUCGACUUAACCUCAAGCCACAGGUUGGCCUGAGGAAGGAUCAGGACGCUACUAUUAACGACGAUGCGGAUCAAACGGACGAGCAGAAACUCUGGAUUAAUACCGUUCCCAAGGAGGUUGCCGAAAGUGUCGGCGACAGGGAGAAGAAGAGGCAAGAAGUUAUUUCCGAAAUUUGUUAUACCGAAAGAGACUUUGUCAAGGAUCUCGAGUACCUAAGAGAUUUCUGGAUCCUGCCGCUGCGUUCGAAGGCUUCGCCUAUCCCCGCCGCAAAGAGGGAACAGGUUGUGCAGAAUAUUUUCAGCAACAUUAUUGAUCAUCCUAGCAUUCACUCGGUCAGUUCAAGAUUUGCCAAGGCUUUGACAGAAAGGCAACAGAAGAACCCCGUAGUCAAGAAUCUCGGCGAUAUCUUCCUGGAGAUAGUUCCCCAGUUCGAGCCGUUCAUCCUGUACGGUUCGAAGCAGCUUGAAGCCAAAUUCGAGUUCGAAAACGAGCGAUCGAGCAACCCCUAUUUUGCUAAAUUUGUCGAAGAGAUCGAAAGGAGGAAAGAGUCGAGAAAGUUGGAGCUGAACGGUUAUUUGACCAAGCCCACGACGCGACUUGCCCGUUAUCCCCUGCUUCUCGAGAACGUCUUGAAAUAUACGGAAGAUGACAACCCCGACAAGGAGGACAUUCCGAAAGUUCUUGUUAUGAUUCGCGACUUACUGAGCAGAGUUAACGCCGAAUCCGGCAAAGCUGAAAACCGGUUCAAUCUGCGUCGUCUACACGAGCAACUGAAGUUCCGCCCUGCUGAUCGAGUUGACCUUAAAUUGACGGAAGCCGGUCGAGAACUCGUGUUCAAAACCCAGUUCAAAAAAUCACCUACGGAUCCUACGGAUAUUACGGCUUUCCUAUUCGACCACGCUGUUCUUCUGGUGCGGAUAAAGCAAGUUGGCAAGAACGAAGAAGUCAAAGCUUACAGGAGACCAAUCCCCUUGGAGCUACUCUCUAUUAAAGAGAUGGACGAAGUUAUCCCUCAGGCAGGAGUAAAACGAGCGUCGUCAAACUUGCCUUUCCGCGGCAAAGAUUCCGACAAGAAAUCUACGGAAGGCUGGCCUAUCACCUUCCGACACCUGGGCAAAAACUACUACGAGCAAGUUUUGUACGCAUCGAAUCAGACGGCUAGGAAAAAGUGGCUCGAGUUCAUCGAUUCGGCUCAGCAGCGUCUUCGAGCACGGGCUGAUUUCUUCAACGUCAACACCCUUUCUUCUAGCUUCUUCCAAGCUGGCAACCUUGUCAAUACUGUUACACCUUUCGACGGCGGUCGUAAACUCAUUAUUGGCACCGAUCAUGGCAUCUACGUGUCGGAUCGAAAGGUUAAAGACCAGGUGCCCAAGCGCGUCAUCGAGGUACAGCACGUCACGCAAGUUGAUGUAUUGGAAGAAUACAAUCUCCUACUAGUCCUAUCGAACAAGACGUUGUCGUCGUACUCGCUCGCAGCAUUGGAUCCCAACGAGCCUGCACUUGCGAAGAGGCCUAAGAAAAUCCAGAGCAACUGUAACUUCUUCAAAACAGGUAUCUGUCUAGGUAGACAUCUGGUCUGUUGUGUCAAGUCUAGUGCACUUUCGACUACGAUCAAGGUGUACGAACCGAACGACUCGAUGAGCAAGGGCAAGAAGCAGAAAGGUUUUGGCAAAAUGUUCAACGCCGGCCAGGAUGAGCUGAGGGCGUUCAAAGAGUUCUAUAUCCCAACCGAAUCAUCAUCUGUCCACUUCCUUAAGAGCAAGCUCUGCGUGGCAUGCGCCAGAGGUUUCGAAGUCGUCUCUCUCGAAACACUUGAAACGCAAUCGCUACUAGAUCAGGCUGAUACUUCGCUCGACUUCGUCGCAAGGAAGGAAGGUGUGAAACCGAUCCAUAUAGAACGGCUCAACGGAGAAUUCCUUCUCAACUAUUCCGAGUUUUCGUUCUUCGUCAACAGGAACGGCUGGAGAGCAAGACCGGAAUGGCGUAUUGAUUGGGAAGGAACGCCACAAGCAUUCGCUUUAUCUUACCCGUGGAUCUUGGCGUUCGAGCCAAACUUCAUUGAGCUCAGGAAUAUUGAAAGCGGAGCAGUCCAUAUUGUUCCACACAAGAAUAUCCGGAUGCUACACAGUAGUACGCACGAGAUUUUGUUCGCCUACGAAGAUGAAGCCGGCGGUGACGUGAUUGCUGCUCUAGACUUCUGGAAAAACAACCGGAAGUCCGAGUUGCUGGCGCCUUGA